This is a messenger RNA of Indicator indicator, 2922 nucleotides long. RefSeq names its product archain 1 (gene ARCN1). The record is from RefSeq and is a predicted model, not a curated record. Gene Ontology annotation, biological process: endoplasmic reticulum to Golgi vesicle-mediated transport; Golgi localization; retrograde vesicle-mediated transport, Golgi to endoplasmic reticulum. NCBI's taxonomy places the organism in Eukaryota, Metazoa, Chordata, Aves, Piciformes, Indicatoridae. The transcript is spliced from 10 exons. The coding region runs from base 20 to 1552 and encodes 510 amino acids. Gene Ontology annotation, cellular component: cytosol; COPI vesicle coat.
GCCCAGUGCUGCUGCCGCCAUGGUGCUGUUGGCAGCAGCUGUCUGCACGAAGGCAGGGAAGGCCAUUGUCUCCCGGCAGUUCGUGGAGAUGACGCGGACCCGCAUCGAGGGGCUGCUGGCGGCCUUCCCGAAGCUGAUGAACACGGGCAAGCAGCACACCUUCGUGGAGACCGAGAGUGUGCGCUACGUGUACCAGCCUAUGGAGAAACUCUACAUGGUGCUGAUCACCACCAAGAACAGCAACAUUCUGGAAGACCUAGAAACACUCCGACUCUUCUCUCGAGUGAUCCCUGAGUACUGUCGAGCUCUGGAGGAGAAUGAGAUCUCUGAGCACUGCUUUGACCUGAUUUUUGCCUUUGAUGAAAUUGUGGCCCUGGGCUACCGUGAGAACGUGAAUCUGGCCCAGAUCCGGACCUUCACUGAGAUGGACUCACAUGAAGAGAAGGUCUUUCGAGCAGUGCGAGAGACUCAGGAACGUGAAGCAAAAGCUGAGAUGCGGCGGAAAGCAAAGGAACUGCAGCAGGCCAGGAGGGACGCUGAGAGGCAGGGCAAGAAGGUGCCCGGGUUUGGUGGCUUUGGCAGCUCAGCUGUGUCCGGAGGCACGACGGCAGCGAUGAUCACGGAGACCAUCAUUGAAACAGACAAGCCCAAAGUAGCACCGGCGCCAGCCAGGCCUUCAGGUCCAAGUAAAGCCUUGAAACUUGGUGCAAAGGGGAAGGAGGUGGACAACUUCGUGGACAAGCUGAAAUUGGAAGGAGAGAACAUCAUGACCUCUGUAGGCAAGCGCUCUACAGAAGCAGCCAAAGUUCUUGCUUCUCCUGUUAACACAGAGAGUGUGCACAUGAAAAUAGAGGAGAAAAUUUCCUUGACCUGUGGCCGUGACGGAGGGCUGCAGAACAUGGAGCUGCAUGGGAUGAUCAUGCUGCACGUCUCCGACGAGAAGUUCUCCCGAAUCCGCCUGCACGUGGAGAAUGACGACAAGAGGGGAGUGCAGCUGCAGACUCACCCAAACGUGGACAAGAAGCUCUUCACUGCGGAGUCGCAGAUCGGUUUGAAGAACCCAGAGAAGUCAUUCCCCAUCAACAGUGAUGUGGGUGUGCUGAAGUGGAGGCUGCAGACCACGGAGGAGUCCUUCAUCCCAUUGACAAUUAACUGCUGGCCCUCGGAAAGUGGCAACAGUUGCGAUGUUAAUAUUGAAUAUGAGUUGCAAGAGGAGAGCCUGGAGCUGAACGAUGUCAUCAUCACCAUCCCCUUGCCGUCUGGCGUGGGUGCCCCGGUGAUUGGGGAGAUCGAUGGUGAGUAUCGUCACGAUGGCCGGCGGAACCUGCUGGAGUGGUGCCUGCCAGUGAUAGAUGCCAAGAACAAGAGCGGCAGCCUGGAGUUCAGCAUAGCAGGGCAGCCCAACGACUUCUUCCCGGUGCAUGUCUCCUUCGUCUCCAAAAAGAACUAUUGCAACAUACAGGUUUCCAAAGUGACCCAGGUAGACGGGAACAUUCCUGUGAGGUUUUCUACUGAAACCACCUUCCUGGUGGACAAGUAUGAAAUCCUGUAACGCCAGCCAUGGGGAGAGUGCAAAGGAAGAAAUUUUUAAAUUAAAAAAAAAGAGGCUGAAGUUUAUUUUGAAUGUUGGGACCGUUGCAGCCCCCACCUCUGCUGAGAGCCGUGGCUUCGUCACCUGCAGCGGGCCUGGGUCACAGACAUUUUUGGCAGAAAAUUGAGGUACUCAUGGAGGGAAAGGCUACAAAUUUCUUUGGCAGAUUUUUACUGGCCAGCAGAAGAGCAAGAUCUCCGCUGAGAACCUGUCUUUGGUGCGUCCCUGAGUUCAGUUCCAGUGCCUCCCAGACAUAGUUUUCCUCAAUCCCAAAGCAUUGCUGCACUGCUCCCUCCUUGGUGCUGCCAUUUUGAUUUCUCCUCAGUGCUCGUUUCUGUCGAUUGCAGAGGUUAACAGGCACCUCGCCUCUCUGCACCCUUCUGUCUGGUGGAAACAGAGCAAGUUGGUGUUGGUGUCUGAGGUGUGGAGGGGAUUGUGGGAGGGAAAAUGGACCCCAAGUUUGUCUGCUUGCCCUGCACAGUUACUGCUGUACCCCUGCAGUGUCUGUGUGGAGAGACUCGGGGUGCUCCAGCUGCUGCUGCCAGGAGAGCAUCCAGACACAACUGUCCCUGCAUGGGCUCACUGUCUGCUGCUGUGGUGGCUCUUGGGCCAGGGUCUGGAGGCAGUUUAAUUUGUUUGGAAACAGCUGUGUGUUGGUUUUGGGGUCCUUCUCUUGUCUGGGGAGGUUGAAGGCCUUGUAAUGGAGGCUCAGUUACUGAGCUUCUAUGUCAGGACCUGACCCAAACUCAUGUUUCUCAGUGGAUGUGAGUGGAGGAGGAGAUGGUGAUGCCAUGAAACUGGGUCCUGAUCUGAGUGUGAGCAGCACUCUGGUCAUGUCCCAGAGUCUGUCCUCCUCCUGCUGUCUCACAAGCAGCAUUUGCCUCAUCUCACAGACCUGUGCUCCCAUCCAGCGAGGACUGUGGGGAGCUGCCAUUGGCCCUGAGCGUGCAGCUGGGGAGCAAGUGUCCUAAAAGCUCCCCAGGGGUGGCUUUGCAGGGCCAGUGUCUCCUAGUUUCCCUGCCAAAGAAGUUUGUGGUCUCUCUGUCAGCAGCACCCAAGAGGAAGUUACUUUGAAAAUCCCUGUCCCGGCCAGCAAGCCCUGUCCCUAGCACAGUAAGCAAUGAUGAUCCCUCUGCUUGGUGUGCAAGAGCCGGUUGUUUGUAUGAUUUUAAAAUGGAGUCGAGGUUAGUUGGAGCAUCCAUGGAGCUUAUUUUGUUCCUUAAAUCGUUGAGGGCACUAUUUAAACCGAGCUCCCCCUUUUUGUAACCGUGCCUGGUAGGGAAUAGAGCACAUUCCAGUGUACGCGGAGGAACCCUGAGACUGUAAUCGAA